Messenger RNA from Funneliformis mosseae, 1920 nucleotides. The record is from the annotation of a GenBank genome assembly. Lineage: Eukaryota; Fungi; Glomeromycota; Glomeromycetes; Glomerales; Glomeraceae.
AUGGCGGAAGCUUUCAUUGGUUUGAGUGUGCACGUUGAACAUACGAAUGGCUCGUCAAUAGAGGGAACUGUGUCGCAUAUCGAUUCUCACACGCAACUUUUGACUCUAAAAAACGUAAAUAUUAACAGUAAUGGUCGUUUUCAACAGCUGCCAAUAUACGGUGUAGCAGGCACAGAUAUAAAAGAUCUUACAAUUAUUGCAUCGACUUCAACAGCCAAUAUUCAACAACAACGUCAUGUACAAUCUAGCGUAAAUACGUUCGAGAAUGGAAAGUCACCCUCAAUAAGUACCACCCCUGCUCCAAAUAAUGUAGUCAAUCAAGUAUUGGCAAUACAAACUUCGUCGACAAUGUCACCUUUUUCAGAUCCUGCAAUUAUUUCGUAUUCCCAAGUACCUACUACAUUUCAACAAUCGAAUCCUUUGUCAAGUCCAUAUGGCAUAUCAAGGGCUACUUCACCGUAUGUUAAUCUUCAACAGUUGGUUCAGAAUCCGACGAAGAUCUCCCAAACAGCUUCAACCGUUGAUAGUGAUUCAAAGGGUGAUGAAGAAGAGACAAACGGUUACGGAGAAAAUUCGAAACAUACGGUUAACGGGAAUCAUAUUCAUGGCGAUUCUAGCGGUAUCGAAUCUGAUGCUGCGGUAUAUAGUCAUAAGAAGCAUUCAAGAAGGAAAAAGAAUCCAAAUUCAAACGGUCAAUAUCAAGAUUUCAGAGCCCCUAUAUCUCCUGCAAGGAGAUCUCGACGAGGACGUCGUCAAACACAUGAAUGGGCAGGUGGAGAUGUUAAUGAAUUUAAAUCUGAAGAAUUUGAUUUCCAAGGCAAUUUGGAUCUAUUCGAUAAAGAAAAGGUGUUCGCAGAAAUCAGAGAAUUGGAUUCUACAGCACCGGAGAGUCUUCUUGUUAAUAUAAAUCGUAAUCCCAAUUAUCGUGUUAGUCACCGUAAUGGAAAUCAAUCGAGCCAAAAUUCUCAAUCUAAAUUGGCAUCUCAUGAGAAUGUACUUGAGGUUUCAACUCGUAAAUCCAAGUUUUACCAUACUGAUGAAGAGGAUGAAAUGGGUAACGAUGGAGAAGUUGACUCGGAUAGUUCAUGGAAAAAGAAGAAGAAUGCGAAUGGGGCUGGAGACCAUAAGAAGGUUAAAAUAAGAACGUUAACUGGUGUUUCAUGUCCAACGGUUCAACCUUCGCAAAUGGUUGAAGUUGAGCGAAUUUCAGCAUUGGAAACUGGUCCAAAUGAUGAUCAGAUGAUCGAAAAUGGCGGCAGAGGUGCUUCCAUGAUGUGCUUACAAGCACUUGGCGGUUCGCGACGUAUACAGCCAAAUAAUCAUAACGCAGCUCCACAAGUCGUAAUACUUGCUGGAAAUAAUAAAACUGGUGCUUAUGGGCUUGCUACUGCACGACAUCUUGCAAAUCAUGGAUGUUUUGUUAUUGUGUGCGUCAAUGUUAUGUUCCAACAAAAGAUUUUACGUCAUACUGGCGGUAAAAUUGUAAAAACAGUUAAAGACCUUCCACAACAAUUUACCAACCCCGUUGAUCUCAUCGUUGAUGCCUUGCUUGGUUAUCAAUUUACUCUACGAGAUAUUGUGGAUGUAAAUGAUAAACAUUUAAUAUGCGAUUUAAUGGAUUGGGCUAAUACUAACAAAGCACCUGUGUUAAGUUUAGAUAUGCCUAGUGGUGUGAAUGGAAGUUCAGGUAACCCCGUUAAUUCUGCGCAUUAUAUCCAUCCAAAAUGGACGCUAUGCCUUGGAGCUCCCAAAAGUGGUUGUAAAUCACGCACGGUAACUGGUGAGCUUUUCUUAGCAGAUAUAGGCAUUCCAAGGGCUUGUUGGAAAAGGAUCGGUGUAAAGGAAUGGGGAAUGCCCUGGGGUAGUGAAUAUUUAAUUGGAUUGGAAUACUAUGUAAUGAAACACACCAAAGAAACGUGA